Molecule: messenger RNA, 1649 nt
Organism: Frankliniella occidentalis (western flower thrips)
Lineage: Eukaryota; Metazoa; Arthropoda; Insecta; Thysanoptera; Thripidae
Gene: bug
Product: thioredoxin domain-containing protein 15
Exons: 7
Coding region: 400-1278 (292 amino acids)
Biological process (GO): cilium assembly
Cellular component (GO): cilium
Source: RefSeq, a predicted model, not a curated record
CAAUUUUAUUCUGAAAUUUGUAAACUAAGUUUACUUCUGCUUCUGCUUCUGCUGUGACUGUACACACACCUAGCGUACACACCUAACUUGAAGAAAAAAUGUCUACACUACAGUAACAACAUGUGAACAAGAUAAAAUAUUUUUAUUAAAACGAUCAGAAUAACUAUCAGAACAUUAUAAACACAAAUUAUGUAUGUGGCGUGGCAGAAAGUAGUGCGUUGGUAGCAUUGUAUAAACAGCUGAGCAGCGACGAAGUUAAAAGUCAACACAUUUCUGCUUUUCUGCUAGUGCUUUAUAGGUGUUUGACGUCGAAACUAAUAUGUUUCAUGUCUAAGGUUUCAAAGUAAAGGUCUCAGAGAUGGAUUUUGAUGUAAAGUAUUCUGAAAACUUCCAAAGUUUAUGAAAGUCAUCAUGAAUCUCCAUCAUCUAAUAAUUUUCGUGCUUGUCCUGUUUUGCGGAGUGCAAUCUGGAGAUCCAGAAACCAUUCUUGACACUGCAAAUACUCCUGAUAUUUUAAGUGAUGGUUUAGUUGAAAAGCUCACGGAAGCUGGAGAUCUUUCUGAUUCUGACAGCUCUUCUCAAGUUGUGGAGGACCCACUUCAGACAGACACAGAAGACGUCAAUGAUUCAAAUCUGUCUGACAAUUCGACACUAAGCCCUAAAAAUGUUACCCAAGUAUUUAUCAACUGCUCAAGGUCUGAAAACAUAUCUCAUGAAGUUGAGAUUGUUAAUUCUACUCGCCUAUUAAAUUUGCUUGUGGUGAACCCUAAUAUAACAAGAGCCAUAACAGCAGAUUGCCUUGGAGUUUACUUUUUUGCAAGAUGGUGUCCAUUCAGCACAAUGGCUGCACCUCAUCUCAAUGCUCUUCCGAGAGCAUUUCCGAACUUAAGAAUAGUUGCAGUAGAUGCAAUGAAGUAUCAUAUGUUCAACACUCAAUAUGGAGUUGUUGGAGUUCCCACCUUUAUUUUAUUCCACAAUGGAAGACCAGCUGUGAAAUUUAAUGAGACUGAUUAUACAUUAGAAAGAUUCUCUACAUUCAUAACUAAGUUUACAACAAUACCCGCUUUGGAGAAGAUAUCUGUUACUUCUGCGGACUUUAAUGGCCCUGUGCCUAGUGUUGUGGUGAAGGAACCAGAUUUCUUCUUGUGGCUCUCCUGGGGUUUUUUGGCUGGAUCAGCUCUAGUUUUCUUUGCCAAAUCGUCAUGGUAUAGAAAAAUGAUAGAAGUUGUAAAGGUUACUUGGAGAGAAAGUGAAGCACAACAUGAUCAUAUGGAUUAAUAUGUAGUAUUUAUUUAUAUCAAUUGUUGUCACAUUAGCUUCUUGUCUCACUCCAUGAAUGUAUUUCCUAUUACUCCAAUUAAAAGAAAACAAACUAGGAGGGAUACUUGUUUCAUGAUACAACUUUUCUUUUUUGCCAAAGUUAAAUGAAAGGAAUAUUAUCAAAGUUGAUAUUGGACACCUGAGGUUUCACUCAAAUACUUAUGUAUUUCUUUUGGUAGUGCGGUCUACAAUUCAUUUGGUUUUUUCUAGUGUGCUACAUGCUACAAAUUGUUAUAAUCAUUCUCACAGUUCAAACUUCUGACGAUUACAAUGCACAGUGUGAUGAUUUGAGCAUAUAAAAUUGUGAAGGAGAAUGGUAAUGUGAACAA